AUACCCCUCCCCGGCCGGGCGAGCCGGCGGACGCGGACAGAGAGCCGCCCGAGGUGAGGCGACCCGGCCGACCCGACGGGGCGGGCGCCGCAGGUGCUUCUGACUCCGGGGUCCCCGCAGGCCCCGGGACGCCGCGGCUCGGCUGCAGGCCGGGGACAGGUGCCCAGGCGCGGGGCACCGGGAGUUCAGGGGAGCCCCCCACCCACACCGGUGCCUGGAGCUGCGGAUGGAAGGAAACAGCUUCCCGCAAAAGGGUGAAAAUAAUGGAAUGAGGAGGCAUUUGAACGUUUUUUUAUCUCUGAAUGAGAAUCUUCUGAUGAUGAGAGGGGUUUAAGGUUAACCCCAGCCAUGCGGUAAAAUCGGAAGUCUGAAGAAAAUGGAAAUGGCCCCAUUUCUGUUGCUGUGCCUUUUUCUACCCUCGGUAAGAGGACACAGCCUCUUCACCUGCGAGCCGAUCACGGUCCCCAGAUGUAUGAAAAUGGCUUACAACAUGACCUUCUUCCCCAACCUGAUGGGUCACUACGACCAGGGGGCUGCUGCUGUGGAGAUGGAGCACUUUCUGCCUGUCGCGAACCUGGAGUGCUCACCAAACGUUGAACUAUUCCUUUGCCAAGCUUUCGUACCAACGUGCACAGAGCAAAUCCAUGUGGUUCCACCGUGUCGUAAAUUAUGUGAGAAAGUGUAUUCUGAUUGCAAAAGCUUAAUUGACACUUUUGGGAUCCGGUGGCCGGAAGAACUUGAAUGUAACAGGCUGCCACCCUGUGAUGACGCUGCUCCCGUGACUCCCGAUCCUCACACAGAGCUCUCUGGUCCUCAGAGGAAAACAGAACAAGUCCCAAGAGACAUUGGCUUCUGGUGUCCAAAGCAUCUUAAGGCUUCGGGAGAACAAGGCUAUAAGUUUCUGGGAAUUGACCAGUGUGCCCCUCCCUGCCCCAACAUGUAUUUUAAAAGUGAUGAGCUGGACUUUGCCAAGAGCUUCAUAGGAAUCGUUUCAAUCUUCUGUCUUUGUGCGACUCUGUUCACAUUCCUCACGUUUCUAAUUGACGUCCGGCGGUUCCGAUACCCCGAGAGACCAAUCAUCUACUACUCCGUCUGUUACAGCAUCGUGUCUCUCAUGUACUUUGUGGGGUUUUUGCUGGGCAAUAGCACAGCCUGUAACAAGGCAGACGAGAAACUGGAGCUCGGGGACACGGUUGUGCUGGGGUCGAAGAACAAGGCUUGCAGCGUGGUCUUUAUGUUCCUGUAUUUUUUCACAAUGGCCGGCACGGUGUGGUGGGUAAUUCUCACCAUUACUUGGUUCUUAGCCGCGGGAAGAAAGUGGAGCUGUGAGGCCAUCGAGCAGAAAGCAGUGUGGUUCCACGCGGUUGCCUGGGGCAUGCCGGGUUUUCUGACUGUCAUGUUGCUCGCUAUGAACAAAGUCGAGGGGGACAAUAUUAGCGGCGUUUGCUUCGUCGGCUUGUAUGAUCUGGAUGCCUCUCGGUACUUUGUCCUCUUGCCCCUGUGCCUCUGUGUGUUUGUGGGGCUGUCUCUCCUUCUAGCUGGCAUCAUUUCCUUGAAUCAUGUCCGACAAGUCAUACAGCACGACGGCCGAAACCAAGAGAAACUCAAGAAAUUCAUGAUUCGAAUUGGAGUCUUCAGUGGCCUGUAUCUCGUGCCCUUGGUGACACUUCUUGGUUGCUAUGUCUAUGAGCUCGUGAACAGGAUCACCUGGGAGAUAACUUGGUUCUCCGACCAUUGCCGCCAGUACCGCAUCCCGUGUCCUUAUCAGGCAAACCCAAAAGCUCGACCAGAACUGGCUCUAUUCAUGAUCAAAUAUCUGAUGACACUAAUUGUUGGCAUCUCUGCGGUCUUCUGGGUUGGAAGCAAAAAGACCUGCACGGAAUGGGCUGGGUUCUUUAGACGAAACCGCAAGCGAGACCCCAUCAGUGAAAGCCGGCGAGUGCUGCAAGAGUCCUGUGAGUUCUUCCUGAAGCACAAUUCUAAGGUGAAACACAAGAAGAAACACAGCAAACCAGGGACGCAUAAGCUGAAGGUCAUUUCCAAGUCCAUGGGAACCAGCACAGGAGGGACGGCAGACCACGGCACCUCUGCCAUGGCCAUCGCUGACCAUGACUACCUAGGACAGGAAACUUCCACAGAAAUCCAGACCUCCCCGGAAGCAUCCGUGAAAGAGGCGAGAGCAGACAGAGCAAACACCCCCAGAGCGAAGGAACAGGACUGUGGAGAACCUGCUUCCCUGGCAGCAUCCAGCUCCAAGCUCCCUGUGGAACAGAAUGACAGGAAAGGCCGAGAUGGCAGUGUGAAGGAAAAAAGCGUUGUGUCGGAAGGGGCUCCAAGUGAAGGAAGGGUAAGCCCAAAGAGCGAUGCCACUGAGACUGGCCCAGUGAAGUGCAACAGUUGGCAGGUCCCCAGUUCUUCAGAGGCGAGCAGCCUCAAAGGUUCCGCCUCUCUGCUGGUACGCUCAGCCUCCGGAGUUAGAAAAGAGCAGGGUGCAGCUGCUCAUUCAGACACUUGAAGAAACAUUUUAUCCAAUGCAUUUGUCUCUUUUACAAAACCACAGCUGGCGGGGAGACUAACAGAGUGGUAGAGCCCUCACCCUGAUAUUUGAGGACCUGGGCUCAUCUCCCAACACUGCAGAAAGAAAAUCAAGGUUACAUUCUUCUUUGCACUUAAACUAGCUUUGUCUACUGUCCAGUUGUUUGUUUGUUGUUUGAGACAGGGUUUCUCUCUGUAGCCCUGGCUGUCCUAGAACUCACUCUGUAGACCAGGCUGGCUUCCAACUUAAAGAUCCGCCUGCCUCUGCCUCCUGAGUGCUGGGGUUAAAGGCAUGCGCCACCACUGCUGGCUUUUUGUCUACUGUUAUACUGGGGGUGGAGGGGAUGCAGAUUUCAAGAAUAAUACAAUGCAUUUAUACCUGGAAAAGAGGAAACAUUCAGGUUAAUAAUAUUUUUGAACUGUAGGGAGUGGGGAGGGCAUUAGAGGAAUCUUCCUUCUAUUUGUGAAGAUUCUUUUAUUAAAGUAUUUUAAGAUGUUAUGCUGUUUCAUUCUUUUGAUAUAAAACCAGGAUUUUUCUUUACUGAAGUAUUUAAAACUCAUCAUCGAACCUUUUAUAUGUAAACAUAUAUAUUUGAAAAUACUUAUGUAUUUGAAAAUUUUUGAAAAUCCUGAAAAAUCGGUUCAAAUAUUUUUAUGCUGUUGUUCUAAUAUUUUGAUAACACUUUGAUACUAUGGUAGCUGUUACACUGAAUUUUUCAGAAACUUGUAAAACAGCAUUCUUUUGUGAGUUUUAUAAGUGUUGACAUUUGAAGAUUUCACAGGUCUUUGAAAGGAGAUGCCUGUGCAGACAGUGUGUCCCUCCUUGAUUGCCCUGCCUCCUACCUUCUGCAUCUUAAAUUAGCAGGUGAAAUGUUAGUUUUAUAAAUUACACCAAGCUACUGAGUUCCUUUUUUAUUUUUUAAGGUUUUGUGACCGCUUAAGAUUGAAUUAUAGAUAUUUAUAGUUGCUCAUAACUUUUUUAUUUUAUUAUUUUUUAUUUUUUUUGAGACAGGGUCUUACCAUGUAAACCCUGUCCUGGAACUCAGUAUGUAGACCAGGCUGGCCUUGAACUAACAGAAUGUCACUCCCUCUGCCUCCCAAGUGCUAGAACUAAAGGCUUCAGCCACCACAUUUAGUUUUCAUUCUUCUUUAAAACUUAAAUUUUUUAGACUACUACAGACACUUUGUAUUGUAUCUGUUUCAGAUGCCAUGCAAAAUUCAUAUCUGCAACAAAACAUGCAAAAGAAACUGUGCUGACAGCAGUAGGGAAACAGACAGUGGUGGAGCCCUGCAUGAACAGAUGUAGUUUGAACAACAUACUUGAAAACACUAAGGAAUUUCUUUAAUUUGUUUCUCAUUAAGUAUUAUUUCUUGAGCAGCAUUUUCUUGGAUGCUUUUGGGCUGUUUGAUCUUCUGCUAAAGUUUAAAUUAAAAUUAUCAUGUACUGUAUGGAAAAUGUUGUAAAUGCUAACUUUUCCACAUUUGUAAACUUUGUACACAAGAACUUUUUUUGUGUGAUCUUUUCAUCAAUAAAAUUUUCUUUGUAUAAAGGAUUGUAUUAUGUGACAAGAUAUUUAA
Messenger RNA from Arvicola amphibius (Eurasian water vole), 4113 nucleotides. RefSeq names its product frizzled class receptor 6 (gene Fzd6). Gene Ontology annotation, biological process: canonical Wnt signaling pathway; non-canonical Wnt signaling pathway. The coding region runs from base 377 to 2515 and encodes 712 amino acids. The record is from RefSeq and is a predicted model, not a curated record. NCBI's taxonomy places the organism in Eukaryota, Metazoa, Chordata, Mammalia, Rodentia, Cricetidae. Gene Ontology annotation, molecular function: Wnt-protein binding; Wnt receptor activity. Gene Ontology annotation, cellular component: plasma membrane. The transcript is spliced from 7 exons.